AUGAAAGCUAGCUUGAUACUCUUCGACGCAAUACUAUUCCACAUAUCACAUAUCACAUUACUUCUACGCCCCGAAAUCGUACAAUCAACCACCGACACCGAACGACCUCAGAUCUUUGCUUGCAUUUUCUACGCCAUUAAACCACGUCUUGAUACUCCUGCGGCCUCCGGAACGUACCCAAUAACUACUUCGACGAAAGCAAUGGGGACCAGUAACGCCGAUUUCGCGCAGCUGCGUGAGAUUUUCUCGCCGUCGCUGACGUUGAUCAACCGCUUGGUCGAUACACUCAUAUAUCAUGUUCGCGCUGUCAAUCUCGUCUGGAAUCUCGUCGCCGCCACGACUAGAUCUCACGCUGAGAGCAUCCUAGCGCAAGCUAUGAAUUCAUCGGAAGCAAAGCACGUCCAAGAGUCCUUUAAGGCCUUUGGUGUACUUUGGAGGCUCACUGAGAAUAAUACGCUUCCUGGCUUCCGGUUCAACGCCCUAAUGAUGAUCGGUAAAGAGAUUCCCGAGUUCACAUAUGAACGCCCGUUCGACUACCGGUACAUCAAUCACCUUUUCAAUAUGUUGGCAUCUGUAAUACAAAUUGGCGGGCAGAGCUUUGUGAAGACUACACCGAUGUCUGGAAUCAAACGAUCACAUCAUUCUGGGCUUGUGACUAGGGUUGAGUCGUAUUCUCGUCGAUGGAAUUAUAACUCCAACGAAUCAAUUGCUUCUUCAGCACUGGUAUGGGGAAGGUUCUUACAACUCGCCAAGGGGAUAACUGGUAGUACCCAGGAUUUCAAGCCACAUACCUUCCCUACUCUCCGAUGUGCGACUGUGCUGGCUGAUACAAUAACACAAAUGACAGGAAUAGAGAACAAACGUCUACGCAAAGAACUACAGGACAUCUCUGGGAAAUUGCUCGAUUCAUCCGUCGGCCAUGUUGGACGGGCUUACGGUUUUAGUUCAUGGGUUCGUCGUUCCGUCAAUGAAGCCAUAUCAACUAACAGAACAGACUCACGUGCUCCUGUCUCUCGAGAUACGAAUAUAGAUCAGAAACUCAACACAAGCACAACCUCUAACACACCCAGACCCGGUGCGACGAACGAGGUCGCCAUCAAAAUCAAUGAGUCCAUUGCCACAGUCGCGUUACUGCUCAUCCGGUGCAUACUAAUCGACAACGACAAGGCUUCAUGA
This is a messenger RNA of Lentinula edodes (shiitake mushroom), 1176 nucleotides long. RefSeq lists its product as uncharacterized. The record is from RefSeq and is a predicted model, not a curated record. Bases 1 to 1176 code for a protein of 391 amino acids. The transcript is spliced from 10 exons. Lineage: Eukaryota; Fungi; Basidiomycota; Agaricomycetes; Agaricales; Omphalotaceae.